Postia placenta MAD-698-R-SB12 is the source of this 1697-nucleotide messenger RNA. RefSeq lists its product as hypothetical. The record is from RefSeq and is a predicted model, not a curated record. The transcript has 9 exons. Gene Ontology annotation, biological process: response to hydrogen peroxide; hydrogen peroxide catabolic process. The coding region runs from base 48 to 1577 and encodes 509 amino acids. Gene Ontology annotation, molecular function: heme binding; catalase activity. NCBI's taxonomy places the organism in Eukaryota, Fungi, Basidiomycota, Agaricomycetes, Polyporales, Adustoporiaceae. Gene Ontology annotation, cellular component: peroxisome; mitochondrion; cytoplasm.
GUAUCGACCCUCUCCCUCCAUCCACUUGAGAAGAGAAUCUUUGCGUGAUGCCUUCUAAGCAGGUCUUCAGCACCCAGGACAACGCUGUCUACACCACCUCCGUUGGUGCGCCCGUAGCCCAGCCGUACGCCGCCCAGCGUAUCGGGAGCGUCGGUCCUCUACUCAUCCAGGACUUCCACCACAUUGACCUCCUUGCGCACUUUGACCGCGAGCGUAUCCCCGAGCGUGUCGUACAUGCGAAGGGUGCCGGUGCUCACGGCUACUUCGAGGUGACCCACGACAUCACGGACUUGUCCUGUGCGUCGAUCUUCUCCAAGGUCGGUAACAAGGCGAGGGCAACUGUUCGGUUCUCGACUGUUGGUGGUGAAUCUGGGUCGCCAGACACUGCCCGCGACCCAAGAGGAUUCGCGAUCAAGAUCAAGACUGAUGAGGGGAACCUCGACUGGGUGUUCAACAACACGCCCGUCUUCUUCAUCAGGGAUCCAGCAAAAUUCCCCCACUUCAUCCACACACAGAAGCGCGACCCACAGACGCACCUCAAGGAUGCGGACAUGUUUUGGGACUAUCUCUCCCUCAACCCGGAGUCGAUCCACCAAGUCAUGAUUCUCUUCUCCGACCGCGGGCACCCGGACGGUUACCACAACAUGCAUGCUUACUCCGGCCACACGUUUAAGUUCGUCAACAAGGAUGGCAAAUUCCACUACGUUCAAAUCCAUUUCCUGAAGGAUGGCGGUGCUAAGUCUCUGACGGAGCCCGAGGCUGGUCGUCUUGCGGGUGAGAACCCCGACUACGGUAUUCAGUCCCUGUUCGAGGCUAUUGAAGAGGGCAACUACCCAUCCUGGACGGGCUAUGUGCAAACGAUGACUGCGGAGCAGGCGGAGAAAUUCCGCUACAACAUUCUCGACCUGACGAAGGUCUGGUCGCACAAGGAAUUCCCGCUCCGUCCCUUCGGCAAGCUCGUCUUGAAUGAGAAUCCGCAGAACUACUUCGCCGAGAUCGAGCAGGCUGCCUUCUCGCCAUCGCAUACUGUUCCCGGUAUCGAGCCCUCCGCCGAUCCCGUUCUCCAAUCUCGUCUCUUCUCUUACCCCGACACCCACAGACACCGUCUGGGUACGAACUACAACCAGCUGCCAGUCAACGCACCCGUUGCACCUGUCGCGAACUUCCAGCGUGACGGUGCCAUGACGUUCGUCAGCCAGGGUGCGCGCCCGAACUAUCAGAGCAGCUUGGUUCCCCUCAAGUACAAGCCGAAGGCGUACGAGGAGGUUAAGCACGAGACGUGGCUCGGCCAUGCGAACGCCGAUCUCAGCUUCGUCACAGAGCUUGACUUCGAGCAGCCCCGUGCACUCUACCAGAAAGUGUUCAGUGAGACCGACCGCGAGCACCUUGUGCACAACAUCAAGGUGCACCUGCGCAAUGCGAAGAGCAUCGAGGUCAAGAACCGGACGAUCUCUGUAUGGGCUGCCGUCGACCAGUCGCUCGGCGACCGCAUCGCGGCUGCGAUCGGCGUGGCGCCCGUCCCUGCCCUGAAGGUUGCGCCCGCGUCCGAGGCGAUCCGCUUCAAGACCUUCGCUUGAGCUGUGAGUGCCUGGGUCCUGUGGUCGUAGAAGUUCACACUUUGUCUUUGUAUCGCAUUCCCGUGUGCAAUUGUUCUGUAAACCAGGGAGAAUUGUCAAUAAAUCAUUGUAUUGCUCGCA